Messenger RNA from Tupaia belangeri chinensis (Chinese tree shrew), 2281 nucleotides. RefSeq names its product aminocarboxymuconate semialdehyde decarboxylase (gene ACMSD). Gene Ontology annotation, molecular function: hydrolase activity; carboxy-lyase activity. NCBI's taxonomy places the organism in Eukaryota, Metazoa, Chordata, Mammalia, Scandentia, Tupaiidae. Gene Ontology annotation, cellular component: cytoplasm; cytosol. Gene Ontology annotation, biological process: secondary metabolic process. The record is from RefSeq and is a predicted model, not a curated record.
GAACUUCAGCAAAGUAGUGCAGUGGGCCUCUGCUGAGCUGGGCAGGCCCACUGACUGUCCCUAGAAACAGUCGUAAAGGACCAAGUAAAUCAGUUAACUGUGGCUUUCAUAGAUAUCUCUUGAUAUCAAAACUUCUAUCCUCACUCGCUUCUCUUCUGAUCCUGUCGAGAUGAAAAUUGACAUUCAUAAUCAUAUUCUACCAAAAGAAUGGCCAGAUCUAAAAAAGAGAUUCGGCUACGGAGGCUGGGUGCAGCUCCAACACCACAGCAAGGGAGAAGCAAAGAUGCUAAAAGAUGGGAAGGUCUUCAGAGUGAUCCAAGAGAACUGCUGGGAUCCAGAAGUUCGUAUUAGAGAAAUGGACCAAAAAGGAGUAACUGUGCAAGCUCUUUCCACAGUUCCUGUCAUGUUCAGCUACUGGGCCAAACCUCAGGACACUCUAGAUCUGUGCCAGUUUUUAAACAACGACCUAGCUGCCACUGUUGCAAGCCACCCCAGAAGGUUUGUGGGUUUGGGGACAUUGCCCAUGCAAGCCCCAGAACUGGCCAUCAAGGAGAUGGAGCGCUGUGUGAAGGAGCUGGGUUUUCCAGGCGUCCAGAUCGGCUCCCACAUCAAUGAGUGGGACCUGAAUGUGCAGGAACUCUUCCCCGUCUACGAGGCAGCAGAAAGGCUGAACUGUUCCCUGUUCGUGCACCCCUGGGACAUGCAGAUGGAUGGACGGAUGGCCAAAUACUGGCUCCCUUGGCUUGUAGCCGACAGAGACCACCAUAGCCAUUUGCUCCAUGAUCAUGGGGGGCGUAUUUGAGAAAUUUCCUAAACUGAAAGUAUGUUUUGCACAUGGAGGUGGUACCUUCCCCUUCACAGUGGGAAGAAUCUCCCAUGGAUUCAGCGUGCGCCCAGAUCUGUGUGCCCAGGACAAUACAAUUAACCCAAAGAAAUACCUUGGUUCUUUUUACACAGACUCCUUGGUUCAUGAUCCCCUGUCCCUCAAGUUGUUAAUUGACGUCAUAGGAAAGGAUAAAGUCAUUUUGGGAACUGAUUACCCCUUUCCACUAGGUGAGCUGGAACCUGGGAAGUUGAUUGAGUCCAUGAAAGAAUUCGAUGAAGAAACAAAGGAUAAACUCAAAGCUGGCAAUGCCCUUGCAUUUUUGGGUCUUGAGAGAAAACAAUUUGAAUGAAUGAAUUCACUACAAAGGCAAACUUUCAGAAAGAUAUUUCAUUUUUGUUUUUUUCUUUCAGUCAUUCAUGUCUCUUUAUUUCCAGUGUUCGAUGCAAAUCAAUUCCAUAAUGUGAGAAGUUACUAAGAAUCAGAGCAUAAAUACACAAACACAAUAUACAAUCUAAAAUAAAUGUACAGCAUUCAGGUAUGAAGCAAAAAAAGAGUGCUCAUUCACACACAGCUGCUUCAGACCUGUUCAAUCUGGUUGUUCUCAUGUAAGUUUCUAAAGAUGGGAGAAAACAGCUUUGGUUAUCAAGACUCCUGUGACCAUACCAAAUACUGGAACAGCACCUAACCUUCAGUGUGACCAUGCAAAUAAAAUACUUCAGGGGAGUGUAUUUUUUAAAAGGUUUCUGUGUCGAGACUGUCAUAAAAGAUUUAUUUUCCAGAAUCAAAUCCACUUGAGCUUCUAUCUAAAAAUAUUGACUGAUAACAGAAAGUGUCCCAAAUAUGGCUAUACUGUUCUAUAGGUUAAAAAUAAAUAUACACAUUUACAGAAAGACUAAAAAAAGCUUUUAUGAACUUUAUGCAAGUUAGCGUCCAUUCUUCACAUCCCAAAUAUUUGAUUUACAGUUGUGGCUCCUUCACGUAUUUGGCUUUUUAAUUUCAAGAUUUGUAAUUCUACCUUCAAAACAGAUAGCUUUUUAAAUGUAAAAAGUAUUCAACAUAUGCAGAAAUAGAAAGCAUAAUUUUAAGUUAGUUGAGGCCAAUGCAAUUCUACUCUUUUAAAAUACUUAACAUUAAAAAAAUACAUUUUAACUAAAUUAAUCAGGUGCCCUUGUCUAAUAAAAAGAGGUGAUAGAAAAUGCCUAUCAUUUGACUUUAUAAGGUCAAGCAAGAUUCACCCAAUAGGCUUGGAUUUGGGGGUAGAUUUCAACCCAUCAUUGCCCUGGCACAUCUCAAUUACUGCAUAAAAGAUCAAAUGCAAUGUGUCAAAUCAAAAACCUCAAAGAAAAGCUAUCCCCAAAAAAUAGUGAUAGCUUUACAAUGUAAAACUUUAUUAGAGUAUAUUGGCAUUAAAUUAGUACUACUCAAACCAUACAUUGAGAACUUACAGGAACACCU